Syzygium oleosum is the source of this 390-nucleotide messenger RNA. Its product is annotated as receptor-like serine/threonine-protein kinase SD1-8. NCBI's taxonomy places the organism in Eukaryota, Viridiplantae, Streptophyta, Magnoliopsida, Myrtales, Myrtaceae. The coding region runs from base 1 to 390 and encodes 129 amino acids. The record is from RefSeq and is a predicted model, not a curated record. Gene Ontology annotation, molecular function: protein serine/threonine kinase activity. The transcript has 2 exons.
AUGUCCCCAGAGUAUGCAUUUGACGGAAAAUUCUCUGUGAAGUCCAACAUUUUUAGCUUUGGUGUACUUUUGUUAGAGACGGUUUGGUUGCUAUGGAGUGAAGGAAGGGCCAUGGAACUCAUUGAUGUAUCUUUAUGCGACUCUGUCGUCGAGUCUCAAGCAGAGAGAUGCGCUCAGGUGGGCUUGUUAUGUGUCCAAAAGUUUCCUGAAGAUAAGCCGACAAUGUCCAGUGUUGUUUUCAUGUUGGCAAAUGAAGGAGCAACCUUGCCCCAGCCUAAAGAGCCUGGUUUCUUCAUGGAGAGGAGUUCAGGUAGCUCAGAUGCAUCUUUAGUUAAGGAAGAAGGCUACACACUCAACGUUAUUACGGUCACAUUGCCAGAAGGUCGAUAG